Messenger RNA from Colletotrichum navitas, 948 nucleotides. RefSeq lists its product as uncharacterized. Bases 157 to 873 code for a protein of 238 amino acids. NCBI's taxonomy places the organism in Eukaryota, Fungi, Ascomycota, Sordariomycetes, Glomerellales, Glomerellaceae. The transcript has a single exon. The record is from RefSeq and is a predicted model, not a curated record.
CCCCGGUCAUGACGGGCAUCAGGGUCUCGGAUAUGAGCCCCUGGAUGGAACUUCGGUUCAGUGCCGAUGCCUGCCAAUCUGUCGAGAUGGAUGGACCCUUGAUCGAGCUUGGCUUGCCUCCUUCUAAAAUACAUCGUACCUACGCAGUAGAUAUCUAUGUAUCCUACACAUACAUACUUCGUACAAAUAUCCUUACCCCGUAUGCUCUGUGAAAUACGACACUCGCCACUCACUUCGGAAGAUUGUAGCGGGACCCCCUCCCUCUUUCUCUGUUUUCUAUUUUUAUCACCGUGCCGAUCCGGCACGCUCCUGUCGUGUCUCCACAUAAAAAAGGAGGAAGGUGCUCCACCUUCCGCCGAUCCGUUCGGCCGCCUCUCCGCUUCUACAUCGUAUAUCCCGCGUCUACCAUUCUCUAUUGCAAACCUUCAUCAAACUGCCGCCGACCUGGACAUCAAGCGCGCGGGGCGGGAAGGAGGAAGGCGUCAUGACCAUCGCACUUGGAUGCAUGUGGUGUACUCACUCAAAAAUUUACGAUCCGAGCUCCAUCGCCUCCACCGCACUUGGACAACUCCCUCGAGCCGUUCACGGUUCCGACAAGGCACGGCCUCUAAUCUCGAGCCCAUUUCUCUCUCUCUCUGUCUCUCUCUUUCUCCUUUUUUUUUUUUUCUUUCUUUUACUUUCACUUUCUUUUUGCUGCCGUGUUGCCGUGCGCUAUGCCUCCUCCUCCGCCUCGUACGAGCCUCAAGUCUAGUUCGGAUGACUAUCGGCUGCCUUCGGGAGCCCUCCUCGUCCCAAAAUCCGACCGGGCGUUUAGGCCACCAAGCCACCUCAGCCCUGCCCGGAGACAAAGACUACCGGUGUCAUCAGUUCUGAGCAAGGGGAGAAAAGGAGAGAGAGAAAGAGAAAGGAAAAGAAGGAAAAAAUCUCACGUUGUCAGAAACCUCGCGA